Anopheles marshallii is the source of this 1395-nucleotide messenger RNA. RefSeq lists its product as uncharacterized. The record is from RefSeq and is a predicted model, not a curated record. Lineage: Eukaryota; Metazoa; Arthropoda; Insecta; Diptera; Culicidae. The transcript is spliced from 7 exons. The coding region runs from base 1 to 1395 and encodes 464 amino acids.
AUGGCCGGUGGCCUGGCAGCUCGUAUCGCUAACUACCGUGGAGCCUCGAGGUUGCUUAGCCCUGGUUCCUUCUCGCGGUGCAAACAGGAAGAUGGGAACUGCCUGCUGGAGGCUAUUACCGCCACCUUCCGGAACUUCCACAAAGGCGUACCGGAAAUUGGACUCGUACCGUUGGAUCCGCUGCGCAUCGACAAAAUGGACAUCGUACAAGGCGAUGGUCCAAUAAACAUCGUGCUAAACUUCAAAAAGGUAGACCUGACUGGAUUCCAACAUGCACAAAUAAAGAAAGCAAGCGGAUUCACUUCCAACCCCACCAAGAUGGACCUUAACUUGAUCGUACCGGUUGCAUCACUGGUUGGCGGGUACAGAAUUAAUGGCAAAGUGUUGAUCCUCCCUAUUCAGGGCGAAGGUUCCAGCAACAUGACCAUGGUCAACUGUGAUAUCUCGCUAAAGUGGACCGGCAAGCUUGUGGACAGGAAUGGCAAACAGUUUUAUCAGGUCGAAAAAUUCAAGGUACACUUCGAUACGAGCCGGUUCUACAUGGACUUUUCCAACCUUUUCAACGGCGAUAGGGCGCUGGGUGAUAACAUGAAUGUAUUCCUGAACGACAACUGGCAGGACAUUCUGAAGGAACUGAAGCCGGCAAUAUCGGCGGCUUUCACAAAGAUAUUUGAUGCUGUCGUCAGCAACGUUUUCAACAAGGUUCCGUACAAUGAGCUUUACCUAGCCCGUUGUAAGGUGGGCGACGAACCAUGCAUCGUCCAAGCCGUGACCGACACAUUCCACAAGUAUCAGGGUGGCGUUCCAGGGCUAGCACUCGCUUCUCUGGAUCCGUUGCGUAUCGACGAAAUGGAUAUCGUGCAGGGUACGGGGCCAGUUAACAUUGUGCUAAACUUUAAAAAUGUUGACAUCACCGGUUUUAAGGAUGUAAUUGUGAAAAAGGCCAAAGGUUUGACGGCGAGUCCCAACGUGAUGGAGAUGAAUUUACUGCUGCCAGUCGCAUCGCUUGUUGGGAGUUACAAGAUUAAGGGGAAGGUGCUGAUUCUCCCCAUCCAGGGUGAAGGUGCCAGUAACAUGACUAUGGUUAACUGCGACUUCCUGAUGAAGUGGAACGGUGGACUAGAGAAGCGAGCGAAUGGCAAAGAGUACUACCAGAUGAACAAAAUUAAGGCCACAUUCGAUACGACCCGGUUCUACAUGCAUCUGACUAAUUUGUUCAACGGCGAUAAGGCACUGGGCGACAAUAUGAACCAAUUCCUAAACGACAACUGGGAAGACAUCCUGAAGGAGUUGAAGCCUGCCAUCAUCGGGGCAUUUACGAAAAUUUUCCGAGCUAUUAUAUCGAAUGUAUUUGAAAACGUUCCUUAUGAUGAGCUGUUUCUACCAAAUGCUUAG